This is a messenger RNA of Lycium barbarum (goji berry), 1029 nucleotides long. RefSeq lists its product as uncharacterized. The coding region runs from base 294 to 920 and encodes 208 amino acids. The transcript is spliced from 4 exons. The record is from RefSeq and is a predicted model, not a curated record. NCBI's taxonomy places the organism in Eukaryota, Viridiplantae, Streptophyta, Magnoliopsida, Solanales, Solanaceae.
CAAGGACCAAAUAUGCUAUCAACACUUGUAUAAAUAGCCAACUUGCAUCCCUUCACAAACACUCACAAAGAAUUUUGCGUAACAUUUUUAUUGGCUCUUCCAAAUUUCUCAAAUUUCUAGGGUUUCUUUUCUUCUUCGGAAUUUUCUGAUUUGGAAAGAUCGUUAAUUGUUGGAGAAAAUUCGGAUUUGGAACAAAACAUCAGUGUUUUAAAAAUAUUUAAAUUGGUCAAGCUAGAUUCCGCGGCUUCUCUUGGUUCUCUCUCUCGGGGCAUGUUUGCUAAUCUGCGCCUACCAUGGGGAAGAGGGUUCGAGUUCCAACGGAGAAGGCUCUAAUGGCUCAAGAGAACACAGCGAAGAUGAAUACACAAAGAGGACAGAAGGCAAACUUGAAAUCAAAGGCGACAACAGAGGAGGAAACACCAUGUGGAUCUGGCACCAAUAGUACUGUAAAAUUGAGAACAACACCAGGUGAAAUUGACGAAGCGAGAUCGGCGGUGAGUCCAAACCCUAAAUCCGUAGAGGUGAGGGAAAUCCAAAGUCCGUCGGCACUGAACUCCGAUCAACAAGUACCUAAUGAGGCGAUUCCGAGCCAUGCUCGUAGUCCUAUUAAGCAGAGACAAAAGCAAACUACACCAAUGAAGGAACGAGUUGCGGAGUGGGUUGAAGCUACUCAGAACCGUGUUAAUGGAUCUAAACAAUCGUGGGCUGAUGAAGUUGAACAACAGGGGAAAGUCACAGAUAUGGCGAAUGGAUUGUCUUGUGUUGACGACCCAUCUUGCAGUGCUUAUACCUGCAAAAUUGGAGUUCGAGAAUGUGUUAAUGGUGUUUGUAAAUGUUGUUUUUCAUUAACAUGUGAUGCUGGUCAAGAAAGUGUUGACCCUGGUCGCAAAGUAUUGACCUUGCAAGAGUCUUCUAAUUAGUUAAAGCUAUUUGGAGUUUGUUUAUGUAAAUUCAAUGCCUUGUAAUUGGCUAAUUGAAUUGAAGAUUAUGUUCUAAUGAGUAUCUCAAUGUUAAAUUAUGUUUACUUGA